AUGGCUCUCCUCACCCAUUUAUUCCCCAACCCCUCCCCCUCUUCCUCCCUCCCUCCCUUCCUAGAACCUGACCCUCUAACCCUUCAGCGUGUGGAGAAUGUCCCCCAAAUGCAGCGGCCAUGGGUGCGCUGCCUCAAUCCCAGCCCUGGCCUUGUUCUCUCUCACUCCUCUAACCCCCCUGCACCUGCUCUCCCCCCUCACUCCACACCUCUUUUCGUUCUCCCCACUCACGCCGUCCUCAACCCCUCGGUUCUCCUCUGUCAAAACGUGCCUUCCACAGAGGUGGCGGGCAGCAUGCCGCGCACCAUCCACUUGCUCCUAGCAGAGGUGCGACGCUGCGACUGGGUGUCGUACCGCCUCAACCUGCCCAUGGCUGCGUCCCUGUCCUCGUUAGUGGCGGACUCGCUGCAGGUGCAGGGGCUGCCUCGGAUCGUGGUCAUGCUUGUUAGCAUGGGCUUGCAGCCAGCAGCAGUGGCGUCCCUACUGGAGCGGCGCCAGGUGUCCCUAUCAGAGCUGGUGGCAAAUCUACAGUUCCUGCAAACCUUUCUCUCGCUCCUCUCCCACUCCCCUCCCAUCCCCCUCUCACAGCCAGCAGCAGUGGCGUCCCUACUGGAGCGACGGCAGGUAUCUCUCUCAGAGCUGGUGGCGAAGCUGCAGUUCCUGCAGAGCAUUGGAGUGCGCCCGUGCUUCUUGGGAGCCGUCCUCGUGGGCUGCCCCCGCUUCCUCGACAUGCCGCUCGCACUGCUGCACACCCAUGCCACGCAUCUCAUGGCGCACUGCUGCACCUCCUCUUCUCCUUCCCCUCCAUACUCCCCUUCUUCCCAUCCCCCUUCUCACCCUCCUCUUCCAGCCAUCGCCUCCCAAAUCAACAAUGCAAGCGUCAUCCCACUCACAUCUUUCCUCCGCCACCACCUCAACAUCCCCUCCACCGUCAUCCCUCGCAUUGUGCGCGGGUACCCGAAGCUGCUCGGCUGCUCCCUGCAAACCAACCUGUGGCCCAAGGUGCUUGCGCUCUGCUCUGCCCUCCCCGGCCUCACACCGCCCCUGCUCGGCACCAUGCUGCGCCGAUGCCCCUCGCUGCUCGCCUGCAGCAUGGCAGGGAAGCUGCUGCCUGCCAUUGAAUUCCUCUCCACACAUCUGCUUCUCUCACCAUCACAGCUGCUCAAACUGGUCUCCUCAGCACCACAGGUGCUAACCCAGUCAGUACCGCACACGCUGCAUCCAAAACUCCUCUUCCUCUCACACACUGUGGGGCUGACCCCACAGCAGCAGGCGGCCAUGCUGCCACGGCAGCCCAACGUGCUGUGCCUGUCGCUGCCCCUGCUGCACCGCAACCACUCCUCCCUGCGCGCGUCGGGGUUCUCACUCGAAGACAUUCGCCGCAUGCUCGUGCUCUUUCCCACGCUGCUGCUGCUCAGGUCGGGGGAGGAGGGGGGGGUGCAUGUACGCCUGGGUGGGGCGUGUGUAGGUGUGGGUCAGAAGAUCAUAGAGAAGAAGAUGCGUCCCGACAACAUCCAAGCCAAGUGCGCCUUCCUCACAGGGCCCAUGGGCCGUCCCCUUGCACACGCCGCCGCCUUCCCCCACUUCUUCGGCUACAGCCUGCACCGCCGCAUCGAGCCCCGCUACAGCCGCCUGCAGGCUCUAGGCGUCUCCCCGCCCCCCUCCCUCGCUUCCAUGCUCUGCUCUACCGACCAGGCGUUUCAAUCCAAGUGGGCUGUAUCAGCGGAGGGGGAUAGCACGGGGGAGGCCCAGCGCAAACUUCAAGUUGUCCCCGCUGAUAAUGUCCCCGCUGAUAAUGUCCCCGCUGAUAAUGUCCCCGCUGAUAAUGUCCCCGCUGAUAAGGUUCCCGCUGAUAAUGUCCCCGCUGAUAAGGUCCCCGCUGAUAAUGUCCCCGCUGAUAAUGUCCCCGCUGAUAAUGUCCCCGCUGAUGACCCUGCUGACGACACCACGGAUGACGCCACGGAUGACACCACUGAUGACACCACUGAUGACACUGAAUAUGACACUGAAUAUGAUUAUACUGAUCCUAAGGUGACCACGAUGGUGACCGUCGGCGGCUCGUCGUACACGUUCGAUACGUUUGAUCUUUGCUUUAACCUCAAGGCCAAGAACGGGCGCGGCACAAGAGCGACGCGCUCUGCGCAGAUCGCGACGGUGUGGUGGAACGGAAAGGCGAAUCUCCUUGCCAACGUGAUGAAGGCCCUCUGCGGUGGCAAGGGCGGCAAGCCGAGGAAAGGCGCGAGUGCCGCCGCGCCGACCGUCGCAUGCAAGGAGGUGCUAUUCUUCUCAGAGACCGGCUGCGGCGACGAAAUUGACGAAAUGACCAAGCCCAAGGCCAACCCUAUCCGCAAAUUCUUCGGCCUCUCCAAAUUUACCACCAAGAAGAUCCCCAAGAAUGUCAAGUCCGCCGCCUGCCUUCUCCCCUACUAG
Messenger RNA from Closterium sp. Naga37s-1, 2430 nucleotides. Lineage: Eukaryota; Viridiplantae; Streptophyta; Zygnematophyceae; Desmidiales; Closteriaceae. The record is from the annotation of a GenBank genome assembly.